Molecule: messenger RNA, 2115 nt
Organism: Polyodon spathula (Mississippi paddlefish)
Lineage: Eukaryota; Metazoa; Chordata; Actinopteri; Acipenseriformes; Polyodontidae
Product: voltage-dependent calcium channel gamma-4 subunit-like
Exons: 9
Coding region: 676-2115 (479 amino acids)
Biological process (GO): calcium ion transport; neurotransmitter receptor internalization; postsynaptic neurotransmitter receptor diffusion trapping
Cellular component (GO): postsynaptic density membrane; AMPA glutamate receptor complex
Molecular function (GO): channel regulator activity; voltage-gated calcium channel activity
Source: RefSeq, a predicted model, not a curated record
UUCUGUUCGAUCAAAGCGGAGAGCGGCGCUGCAGCGCGCAUGCAUUAUACACACCACAGUCCUGCGAUACUGAAGUGAACCGGACCGGACUGGGCUAGCCCCACCGAACACAGCAGCACUUGACAGAACGUAGGGCUGCAACGAAGCAUACAGUUCUAGCUUAUUAUAAUAUAUCGCCUCGUCAAGGUGUACGGGUAUUUUCACAAGACACCGGUAAGACACAAGACAGACAGACAGAUCGACAGACGCACUGCCGAAUAGGUGAUCCUAUACAUAUAUUGAAUCUCAGGAAUAAGGAAGCGCUCAACCGCGAGUCUCCGCACUCUGCGAGGACCGGACCUGCUACAUGCCGCUGUGUGAAAACGAAUAGAUGCAGAGGAAACAAACUGGAGUCCGAAACGAGCAGCAAGAAAAACUGACAGAACGAGAAAGAGGGAGAGAGCGAGCGAGAGACACCUUAGAUGGAAGGAGGUCGGACUGAAGGGAAUAACAAAGUACCUGCCCGAGAGAAAGAGAGAGCGAGGGAGCAAGCAACACAGGUUGAAAGAGGAGAAGAGCUCCACUCCUCCAUUGAGCGGCAACACGUUCUGUCCAUCCCUUCUCCUCUGCUAGCAUCCUUGUCGAUCACUCUCUUCAGUCUCGCUGUGCACCAGGGAAUGGUGCUUCGUGCUCGCGAUGGUCUGGUGUGAGAAGGGAAUCCAGAUCUUGCUCACCACAGUGGGAGCAUUCGCCGCGUUCGGUCUGAUGACGGUGGCGAUCGGCACCGACUACUGGCUCUAUGCAAGAGCCUUCAUCUGCAACAGCACAGCCAACUCCAGCACUGACGACACCCACAGCAAAGACAAGAAGGACCCUGGCGCACUCACUCAUUCUGGACUGUGGAGGAUCUGCUGCUUAGAGGGUUUGAAACGUGGCGUUUGUGCGCAGAUUAAUCACUUCCCCGACGACGCAGACUUUGACCAAAAUGAAUAUGUCCUGCGAGUGGUCCGGGCCUCCAGUCUCUUCCCUAUCCUCAGCGCUAUACUGCUCCUGCUGGGGGGAGUGUGUAUUGCAGCAAGUCGUUUCUACAAGAGCAAAAGAAACAUCAUCCUGGGGGCAGGGAUACUGUUUGUAGCAGCAGGCCUCAGUAACAUCAUUGGGGUGAUCGUGUACAUCUCAGCCAGUGCAGGAGACAUCUCCAUGAAGAAGGAUGAGGAUAAGAAGUGGCACUACUCCUACGGCUGGUCCUUCUACUUCGGGGGGCUGAGCUUCAUCCUGGCGGAGAUGAUCGGGGUGCUGGCUGUGAACAUCUACAUUGAGAAGAACAAGGAGGCACGCUGCCGCUCGCGGACUGACCUCCUCAAGAGCACCUCUGCCAUCCUGCGCCUGCCCAGCUACCGCUUCCGCCCUCGCUCCCGCUCCAGCUCCCGCUCCAGCGAGCCCUCCCCAUCCCGGGACCCCUCCCCCGUCAGGGUGAAGAACUUCGGGGGGCUACCCCCCUCGCAGGGCCCCCUGUCAGUGUCCACUCUGCCCAACCCCCACUCCUCCUCCUCCGGCGGGGCGGACAUCACCAUGUACACGCUGUCUCGGGACGCCAAGCUGGCGGGGCUGGGCGGGCUGGGUGCUCCUCUCUACGGGACAGUAGACAGGGCAGCGUUCUUUCAGGUCCACAACUGCUUCCCGAAAGACUCCCACCAGGGCAUCUCCUCCUCCUCCCAGCAGCUGAUCGACAGGCAGGGCGGGGGCCAUUGUGUAACACCCCUCCCCCCCCUCCCUCGCCCCACCCCUGGGGUGGGGAUAGCACUAUCCGACCGCUUCCUGUCGAAGGUUAAGUUCCAAUUCAAACACCCUGAAUUGGUGUGGUACACCAGUCCUGAGGAGAGGAGGGGUCCUUCAGGAAGGAAGGUAGCCUCGCACUUCCUAGAUCACAUUAUCAGUGUCUUCGGGGGGAAAGCAUAUCACUGUGUGAAAAGGUGGCAGUCGAAAGGGAAAGAGGCCGCUGAGUCUACCGAUCGCCAGGAAUGGCGACUCUUCUUCCUCUUCUGUGGAGGAGGGGAAGGAGAGUUAGAGCUCGAGGAGGAUGAGGAAGACCAUGGGCUACUUUCCCGGAUGAAGAGCCGUGGCGUGAGGACGUAG